UGCUGCAUCACAUGUGCCCCGCGGUACCUCUUUGGAAAGUUACGUGAACGUGCCCGCGUGUUUAUUUCACCUUCACCAUUCGCUCAGUCUCGAGUCGCGAUUCACGGCGUAAUCCGCGAUUGUGUUCGACGUACGUAGACUUUCGCUUAAGACUCGCUUCGUCCAACGGGAUCUCGGUAUCUCCCGCUAUGAUUCCGUGCGUCGGUGAAGUCUUGAGAAGCACAGCGCCGUUCUGAGGAAUUUUUUCAUUUUUUUUUCUCUCCCAAGAAUCGCGAAAGGUCGAAAUCGACGUUUCGCGUAAGAUCAUCGAUCCCGCGCACUAAAUACGGGAGCCGAGCGCAUGUCUUUUGGAGAACGCGCCGAUGGUCCCCCUGUCUCGUUCGAGAUUCUCGAGCGAGACUGAUAAGACGAGUAUAUACUGCAAGCCAGCGCGAUUACUGAUGAAGACGUCGGUGCGAGAGGGAUAAACGACGAUCGAACCCACACGCGCCGAUAAAUCGCGCGAAUUAUACGCGCGACUAUUAAAUCCGUUGCGGAUGCGAUAAACCGGAUCUGACUUGUGAAAGCACCUGUUGACACCGAAAUGAACGUGCGGAACCACGGCGUCGGACUCCAAGAUACGAGAUAUAUCAAAGUGGUAUACCAAAUGUGAACAGUGUUCAAAAGCUUUGAAGGCUGAGCCACGUGCAACGAGAGGAAAGAGCUUUGUCUAAAAAAAAAGCGGCUAACUCGAUCAGCGAUAUUCUCGAAUCGGAGCCGCUCCUUUUUUCUCAACACGAUUUCUCUCCGUCCCCGGACGAGUUCAAAGAUCCUCGGCGUUAAGGGUUACUAAAAAAAAAAAAAAUUGUGUGAUUUCGUGAACGUGGAACGAAGACUCGAUUACGAGACGCGUAUCUUCUCUAAAUGGAGAUAGAAGAAAGAGACUGAGACAGAGAGAACAGAUAGAAAGGGAACGAGAGAGCGACGUUAUAUCAGCGAGUGGGGAUUCCUGAUAAAGACAGGCCGAUUGCGAGAAAAGGCAGAGAGACUGAGAAGGAAAAAUAUAAAAAAAAGAGAGAGAGUGGGAGAAAGAGAGCGCGCGUGUGUGAGAGAGAAAGAGAAAAACACCGAUGUUUCGCUAAUGUUAGAUCUUUUAUCUGCCGGACGAGCGGACCCGGGCUGAACACGGGCCCUCUUCCACCGAAAGAGCGACAAGUCGCGGCUCCGUGCCUUCGUUCUUCACACGACGAGUGACGGUUUGCAGUCGAUCCGCGUCCCUCUGAUCGUCCGGAGGACGACAAUCCGCACGACUUCGCUGAUUACAGCACGCAUCAGUCGCCGCGCCUUCCUCCUCGUCCGCCGCCUCCGCUGCGCGCUUCUCCGGCUCGGACGAGUCCCGAUCUCGUCUUCCUCUUAUUUUUUUCCUGGCACUCGUCUGCGAUUCGAAACGGAGGAUCGCCGGGCGGAUCCCGUCCAAGGAAGACCGACACGGCGACGUCGCGUGAUCGGCGGCCGACCGACCGCGAGCUGGCUGGACCCGCGAACGCUCCACCUCGGGAUCGAUCAUGGAUGACGAGAAGAUCAAGCUGUUCAAAGACAAGGCGAUUUAUGGCUAUGGGACGAGCAUUCCCCCGAAUAACAACGAGGAUGAGGAAAAUGAGAUGUCACCGCGGAAGGUCAUCUUCUGCGUUCAUGGAAAACUAUCAGGUUGUUGUACGGUGGUGAAAGGCGACGAAAAUACAACCGCGGACUAUCAACAAAAUCUGACAAUAUCUCCGGAAGAUCAUUGUCAUAGGGAGAGGAACGAGGAGAUCGACAAGAAAGCUCGAAAGAAGCUGCUGAUCGCCAGUGUGCUCUGCGUUAUUUUCAUGAUAGCAGAAAUCGUCGGCGGAGUAUUAUCAAAUAGUUUGGCAAUAGCGACUGAUGCCGCACAUUUGUUGACUGACUUCGCGUCUUUUAUGAUAUCGCUCUUUUCUAUCUGGGUCGCUAGCAGACCGGCCACUAGAAAAAUGCCUUUCGGUUGGUACCGAGCGGAGGUCAUCGGUGCAUUGACUUCGGUUCUGUUAAUAUGGGUGGUCACCGGCAUAUUAUUCUACCUAGCGAUAGAAAGAAUCAUCCACAAAGACUUCGAGCUGGACGCCACGGUGAUGUUGAUCACGUCGGCAGUUGGUGUUGCGGUAAAUCUAGUAAUGGGCCUGUCGUUGCAUCAGCACGGCCACAGUCACGGCGGACACAGUCACGGCGGGCAUAGCCACGAUAACAGCGAUGACAUGGAAGACGGACUUGAGAAUAAUCUCAAGGAGAAAAAGAAUAUCAACGUACGCGCUGCCUUCAUCCACGUUUUGGGUGAUUUUAUUCAGAGCGUGGGAGUAUUCAUCGCUGCAUUAGUCAUUUAUUUUAAGCCAAGUUGGAGCAUAGUGGAUCCAAUAUGUACAUUCCUUUUCUCCGUAUUAGUUAUCCUCACCACGGUGGCGAUUAUUAAAGACGUGGUCAACGUCUUGAUGGAGGGUAUCCCCAAGGGUUUCGAGUACUCGCAAGUGGAGAAUACCUUUAUGCAAAUAGACGGAGUCGUUAAGGUGCACAAUCUUAGAAUCUGGGCGCUCUCGCUCGACAAGACCGCUUUGUCAGCGCAUCUCGCUAUAAAACCCGGAACGAGCCCCCAGAACAUUUUGCGCACUGCCACGCGGAAUAUCCACGACAAAUACAAAUUCUUCGAGAUGACGUUGCAAAUAGAGGAGUUCAACGAGCGAAUGGAGAACUGCAAGCAGUGCAAGGCGCUAUCGCAAUAAGUUACCGCUAUUGUACUUAUGCGUGUCCUAGUCGCGGAUAUAAGGGACGCAACGUGCAACGAAGAUAAUUUUAGAAGUCUCCGUGAUCACUCCACCGAAUGAAACGAAUGAGAUUCAUUCGCGAAAGC
Molecule: messenger RNA, 2896 nt
Organism: Wasmannia auropunctata (little fire ant)
Lineage: Eukaryota; Metazoa; Arthropoda; Insecta; Hymenoptera; Formicidae
Product: zinc transporter 2-like
Exons: 8
Coding region: 1545-2768 (407 amino acids)
Biological process (GO): zinc ion transmembrane transport; response to zinc ion
Cellular component (GO): plasma membrane
Molecular function (GO): zinc ion transmembrane transporter activity
Source: RefSeq, a predicted model, not a curated record